UAGCACUACAAAAAUGAUGUUGAUACGAUUCUUCAGGCUGAAGGUGUCAACGCAAAAUGAAGUGAACAUUUAUUAAUUUCUAAAAAGGUGAAUGUUUCCGAUUGAUUUUAUCUUAUUGUGUAUCAUAUGGCAGAUAUUUAACAUACAAUGUUUUAUAAAUAUAACUAAGUUUCGUGUAUCAUGAUAAUUAGUUCAGUUGGAAUUCGUCUACCUUUAAAACUUAUUUAUAUAUCAUAUGGAAUCUUUUUAAUUUGAAAAACAAUGGAAGCAAACGGAAGCAUAAAUGGAGAGUAUUUCAAUGGGACAUCAAGUAGUGUUCAAACUAGUUUUUUCUUCGAUGAUAUGUUCACCAAAGCAGUUCUUAUUUGUGCAUAUUCCACAGUGUUUUGUUUGUGCUUUUUUGGUAAUAUUAUGGUAUUGUUUGCGAUAGUUAAAAGUGCUAGAUUAAGAAGUUUGACAAACUUUUUCCUAGCCAAUCUAGCCGUAGCGGAUUUCUGGAUUGGUGUGUUUUGUGUAUUGCCUAACCUGUCGACAUUCUUUUCUCAAAAGUGGAUUUUAGGCAGGGCGAUGUGUAAGAUAUAUUAUUUUGUCUGGAAUAUGUCGUACACGGCGUCAAUUGUUAUUUUGACAGCCAUUGCUACGGAAAGAUAUAUCGCCAUCAGAUUCCCGCUGAGAGCUAGAAGAUGUAUUACUCAAAAACGUCUGUUUUUAGUGCAAGCAAUAAUAUGGAUGAUAGCAGCAGUAUAUGGAACGCCGUAUUUAUUCAUAUUUGAUUUAUAUGAGAUGCCCGGAAUGGAUGGUGAAAUAACAUACUAUUGUUUCCCUGAUUAUUCACGUAUUAAUAUGAAAGCUCUAGUAACGGCCAAUUUUAUCAUUUGGUACGUCAUUCCACUUGGAUUAAUGUCCUAUAUGUAUUGUAGAAUCGGUAUUUCACUCUGGAAGGUCAGUAAAAAACCACGCACUCCAAAACCUCCAAAACCAGUAGAAAUACCAGCUGAGGAUUCUUAUUAUACAACAUCAUCAUCGGAAGGUCAAGGUCGGAAACGUUCUCUUAGAAUGCAUAAAAUGUCGUCUGUAUGUAAUCACAAAGAACAAAAAGAUAAAUGUUUAUACUGUAAACCACAAAACCAACGUAACUCACUUAAGGAGAGCACAAAGCGCUGCUCUUGUGAAAAAGUGGAAUCUGAAAGGAGUUCGGCAUCUUCGUCAAACAUGGUCGACAUAAACACUAACCAUUCAAGGUUUAAUUGUAACAAUGUCGCGUUUGUAGAGUAUAAAACAAGAGAGACUAAGAAUGUUCCCAAACUGCGUGUUUAUUUUAACACUGAACAAACGCGAAUGAACAGUAUAAGAGCAGUAAGAAGUAGAAGGCGUGUAAUAAGACUACUGGUAGCCGUUGUGAUCUCAUUUACUGUUUGUGUACUUCCUCAUCAUAUAAGAAUUCUCCUGUUAUUUUGGAAAGUGCCUAUGUAUGACCUUGAACGGGUUUUAUCUCCCGUGUCAUUUCUAAUAUUAUAUCUAAAUAGCGCAUUAAAUCCUAUUUUAUACGCACUAUUCUCAGCAAACUUUAGGAAAAGUUUUAAAGAAUCAUUUCCAUGUCGUCGAAGGAGGCGACCGUUGCCAUUCUUCAUACCGGAUACAAGAAGUGGGAGCUUUUAGUUUUUUACGUUUGUAUUCAUGUAAAUGUCUGACGAACAUGUUAUCGCGCCUCCCUCGACUUCGAUGAGAUCUCAGUGAUAAAAAGGGUAUGAACCAGAGGCGUUUGUCAAACAUGAACAGACUUGUAGAUAUGUUACGAUAUUGUUACAAUACAUUGAUACGAUAGUGUAACCUAUG
Messenger RNA from Mytilus trossulus (common blue mussel), 1836 nucleotides. Its product is annotated as galanin receptor 2a-like. Gene Ontology annotation, molecular function: G protein-coupled receptor activity. NCBI's taxonomy places the organism in Eukaryota, Metazoa, Mollusca, Bivalvia, Mytilida, Mytilidae. The transcript is spliced from 3 exons. The record is from RefSeq and is a predicted model, not a curated record. Bases 262 to 1659 code for a protein of 465 amino acids. Gene Ontology annotation, biological process: G protein-coupled receptor signaling pathway. Gene Ontology annotation, cellular component: plasma membrane.